AUGGAUCGGUUCAAGCAGAUCGAUGCUAGCAACUCGUCCAUCGGUGCCCUGCUCCUUCAAGAUGAAGAGGUGGUCAGCUUGCAAGAUAGCAUCGGUCUCUACGACGGCAAGGAGAAGACAUUACAUCAAAAUAAUGGCACUGUAUAUCUCACGUCUCAUCGUCUGCUUUAUGUUGAUGACCUCGAACCGCAUCGAUACUCGUGCAGCUUGGACCUCUCGCUCGUCAAACAGAGCGAGUACUACGCAGGCUUUCUCAAAAGCAGUCCCAAGAUCACUCUCACUCUUGCCAAACCUGAUAAUGGUGCAGAAGCGACGACAGACAACCUCAAUCUUCAACAGCAACAGCAGCAAGCGCGCUCAGCUGGUACCUCUUUGCAGACGAACUCGGCUCCUUUGAGCAAGACUCCCAGCAGGGAUUGGAGAGCAAAUGCCCCUGCUGCAGACUCGACGCCUUUAGACGCCUCAGGUUACAACUGGAUCUGUGCCAUUUGUGGCUUCAGUAACGCAUCUACUCGGUCAGUAUGCGAGCUGUGCGGAGUCACAAAGGAGCCUGCUCGAUCCACACCUAAACGCAACCUUCAUCCAAGUCAGCUUCGCGAGGCAGCAAGACUAGAUCCCUUCUCAAGCCCAGCAAAGCCAGACUCAAUAUCUAAGCCUCAAGAUAACGCCGCUUUCACCCCAACUAAGAAGAAAGACGAUGGCAUCGCCUGCGAUGUGUGUACCUUCCUCAACCAUCCCUCCAUGACCAAAUGUGAGAUGUGCAGCUCUCAUCUCGGUAGCUCCUGGCAACAAGAGCAGGCUACUGCUUUGGCGUCCGCAACUUCGCUCACAGCUCCAAGCACGCCCAUACGCAAGAGCAUCGAAGCAGAUGCUAUGUCCCUUCGUGCCAGUACCGCACCCAGUAGAGCAUCCACGCCAUCGUCGGCUGUGUUGUCAUCGUCAAAUGACUUCGUCAAGCUUAGCUUCCGCAAGGGUGGGGACAAGGCUUUCUACAGUGUGCUCAAGGCUACUCUUCGAGCCAAAGCUUGGGUCAGCAACAUGCCAGGCAUAGGCGCAGGUGGAUCGAAAAAUUCUGAGGCGGACAGCGCUCGAGCUACGCGCGUCGCAGCUGGCAUGGUCGAUCUGGACGGUAGGUCUGCCGCGCUCAAGAGAGUCGGCAUCGACGGUAUCCUUUCCUCGGUUGAUUCUACAAGUCGCACACAGAACGACGACAUGCAAGGCGCACUCAAAGAUCUCGAAGCUCUCAUGCGCAAAGCAAAACAGAUGGUCGAGUUUGCUGAAUCGCUCAAUGCAAAGCUCACCAAACAGGAACAAGCCGCAGCCGCAGCCCGCGAGGCUGGUAUGCCAGAUACCGCACCUCAGCCCGAUCAGCAGGCUGCCACUCUCAUUCGCUCUUCGCUCGUUCAACUCGGUUUACCUGCGCCUGCCGUUACAGAGGACAUGGCACGCGAUCAGGAAGAGUACCAUCGUCAACUUGCGCACGAGCUAGCUGGCCUAUUGCUUGGAAACCCUUCCGGAGGUCGAAGGUCUGGUUUGAUGGGCACAGGUAAGAUAGCGGCUCCGGGAAAAUCGAGCGAGUUACUGCCUCGCGUCUCUGAUGACAAUUUGCAAGGUCGAGGGCUGGUCGGCCUCGACGAGGUGUGGUGCGUGUGGAACAGAGCGCGUGGUGUUGCCUUGGUACCACCGCAAGCUUUACGCUCAGCCGCCACUUUCCUUCCGGAUAUGACGUCGCCUUCCAUCCACAUGAAGACGUUCAGAUCGGGCCUCUCGGUGCUGCACACACCCAGGUACAGCGACAAUGCAUUUACCUCGCGCAUCCUGCACUAUCUGGACACGCUUGAAUGGGAGCACAAGAUGAAACGCAUCGAGCAGGCACAGUCGCUUCGCAUCUCUGAGCCUGGGUCCAUCUCGGCGGCAAGCGAUCAAACAGCAUCGACGGAAGAGGCGAGCUAUGGCGACAAUCUAUCACCUUGGGGUGCCGGAGCAUCAAUACUCGAGAUUGCUGAAAAGGAGGACGUGCCAAUAUUGCUCAUCAACGAGAUGAUGGAUAUGAUUGAGAGCAAGACGGGCAUGGUGGUGCGCGACGACGGUGGGCCCAAUGGUACCAGAUGGUUUGUCAAUCACUUUUCCAGAGCCUAG
Molecule: messenger RNA, 2139 nt
Organism: Mycosarcoma maydis (corn smut)
Lineage: Eukaryota; Fungi; Basidiomycota; Ustilaginomycetes; Ustilaginales
Product: ESCRT-II subunit protein VPS36
Exons: 1
Coding region: 1-2139 (712 amino acids)
Biological process (GO): protein transport to vacuole involved in ubiquitin-dependent protein catabolic process via the multivesicular body sorting pathway
Cellular component (GO): ESCRT II complex; late endosome membrane
Molecular function (GO): phosphatidylinositol-3-phosphate binding; ubiquitin binding
Source: RefSeq, a predicted model, not a curated record